AUGGCCCCAACCCAGUCUAGCGCACCGCUCCUUCCCGUGAACAUAUCCGAAUCCCCUCUCCUCUCCGGGAGCAGCCUCCUUCCCGACCCGCUGUUCACAACUCUGGCCGGACCUCUCCCCAUCAUCACUAUUGGCCUCUACCCACCGGCUUCUCCUCGCGUCGAAACCAACCGAUUGGGCGCUAGCCGCUCUCGCCCCAAGAGCAAGCUUCUUCCGAAGCUGUCCCUGCCCCCUCUCACUUCACUCGCGCCUACGAGUCCCGUCACGCCCACAAGUCCUACCUCGCGCAUCUCGCCAAAGGAGGUGAUCUCCUUGCUGGACCUACUGGAAAGCAUGGAGAAUGACGUCGCGACGGAAGUGCAGCGCCCUCCAUACUCGCGAUCCUACCCCUCGGAUACCAGUCCCCCUCUCGCAAUGU
This is a messenger RNA of Dichomitus squalens LYAD-421 SS1, 418 nucleotides long. RefSeq lists its product as uncharacterized. The record is from RefSeq and is a predicted model, not a curated record. The annotation marks the transcript as partial. The transcript is spliced from 2 exons. Lineage: Eukaryota; Fungi; Basidiomycota; Agaricomycetes; Polyporales; Polyporaceae.